AUGGCGAGUCAAUAUCUCAUGACGUGUUCGAGAGGAAGGAUCCUCAACCAGAGCUAUGGGGAGGACGAAGGGAAGAAGCGGAGGGUGAGGAGGAGGAGGUCGAAGAAGGAAGAAGGAUCGCAAGCUUCGCUAUGGGAUGCCAUGCGGCUGGCGAGACACAGAUACGUUGAGGACAAGCAAGGAACUGAGAGUGUGGUGAGCAGGACACGCUCCGCAGGGUGGGGAUCAGCCGAGAUGCUCGAUGUGCAGGAGAAGGAGGAGGAGAGUGUAAAGGAGGAUGUAAAGGAGGAGGCAGCAGGCUUACAGAAAAUUGAGGAGAAUGAUUUGCAGGCAGAGGAAGAGAAGGAGAGCGCGAGGGCUGCCCCCAACUUCGAGUUCAUCCUCAAACAAUCUCUCGAUGAGGAGGGGAACGAGCUUUGUGAGAUCUGCAUGGAGGACGUGGCAGAGGAUGGGAACGAGAUGGCAUGUAAGCGAGGACUUGAAGGCAUCAGCUGCAUCCUCUGCCCUGUCCGACAUGGCCCGAUGAAACCCACCGAUGAUGGUCGCUGGGCUCACGUUGCCUGCAUGCAUUUCGUCCCCGAGACGACAGCAGGUGACUGUGUGCGUCAAGAGCCGAUCACAGGCCUCCAGGAGGUACCUAUCGCACGUUUCAACAUGAAAUGUCUGGUCUGUCAGAGCAUGGAAGGCGCCUGCGUUCAGUGCGAUUAUAUCCCGACGUCGAAGAAGGCAAGAAAGAGAUGUCGAUCUAAGAUCGCGACCUCCAAGCACGGCGCGUGCUUCUCGUCGUUUCAUGUGAGAAGAAUGAGGAAUGGGGAGAUGAAAAGGAUGUAG
Molecule: messenger RNA, 831 nt
Organism: Guillardia theta CCMP2712
Lineage: Eukaryota; Cryptophyceae; Pyrenomonadales; Geminigeraceae
Exons: 13
Coding region: 1-831 (276 amino acids)
Biological process (GO): regulation of transcription by RNA polymerase II
Source: RefSeq, a predicted model, not a curated record